Molecule: messenger RNA, 2442 nt
Organism: Meleagris gallopavo (turkey)
Lineage: Eukaryota; Metazoa; Chordata; Aves; Galliformes; Phasianidae
Source: RefSeq, a predicted model, not a curated record
AGUAUGUUUGUGUCAACCGCUAAAUCUGUGUUUUUUCCCCUUUAGGCGGGCGAGAAGGUCUUUUCAGUUUUUGGAGACUUUCAGAAUCCUUGCCUUCCCCUGCUCACCUGUAGGAAUUUGCCCUUCCUGCUACUUCUUGUGUGUUUGCGGGGAGCUUCUCAUUGUGCCUCUGUCACCACAGGGCCCGAGGCCCCGAGGAAAGCAGAAACGGAGGAGUUUUGGAAGCAGAAAUAAGCCCUAGCAGAAUGGUGAUGGCUCUUCUCACGGUCCUCCUGGCUGCUGUAGAAAGAUGGCUUUUAAACCUGUAUGCUUCUGGUUCUGCCUCCCCCCCUGGGAAGCAGCCCUGUCCGACUGCCACAUCCUGGGAAGAUGGACAUCCUGAUUUCUUAUUGAAAGCCUCAGGAGCCACAAAGAUGGAAAUAUACAGAAGAGACUGAAGGCUGUUUUCUCAGUUUUCCUGAGUAAAAUCCUAAAAUAUAAAACAAAAAAUGUCUGUGCAGUAGAUGGUAGGAGUUACUGCCUCAAAGUGAAUUUCAUACCAGCUUCGUGCUGUGAAGAGAGCCAUGUGAGACAAAAGUGGACGUGCUGAAGAAAGGAACAGUUCUUCAUGUCUGACCAUUUCUGGAGUGCAGGCACAUGAUUGUUUCCACAGGAGACUGCCUGGAACACCUAAAAUUAGACUGAGAUGGCCACGUUUCAUCAUGAAGGUUUCUUCUGGAGGUGCUGGUUUAGUGGAAAUGUAAGAGAGCAUAACACCAGCAUGUGGAAGUUCUGGUACACCAAUCAGUCACCUUCUAAGAUUUGUACACAUGCUUACCUCUCACCAUUUCCUCAUAUGCGAGAUGAACACAACUCAACUUCUUACGACUCUGCAGUCAUUUAUCGAGGUUUCUGGACAGUUCUGAUGCUCCUGGGAGUGAUCACUAUUGUGAUGGCUAGUUUCCUGAUCAUCUGUGCAGCUCCUUUUGCCAGCCAUAUUCUAUACAAAGCAGGAGGAGGCUUUUACAUUAUUGCUGGUGUCUUGUUUUCACUGGUAGUCGUGAUGUAUGUCAUCUGGGUCCAGGCGAUGGCUGAUCUUGAAAACUACACAAACAUGAAAAAAGUGGAUUGCCCAGACUUUGCUGUUUAUGUACGCUAUGGCUGGUCUUUCAUGCUGGCUCCAAUAGGUGUAUUUUUUGCUUUAUUAGCAGGAAUGCUGUUCUUGUUGGUAGGGCGUGCCAUUUAUUUAAAUUCAGACUAGUCAUACGCUGCCAAAUGGAGUAUAGGAAUCUGAAUGAAACUUCAUGACACAAUUUUAUAUAUCAUUACCAUUAUGACAAUCCUAAGUAUGCAGGCACACUUACGGAAUCUCUUCUGUUACUUGUUUAAAAGUAAAGGACACAAAACUCAAUACAGGAAGAAACCACCUUUAAUACCUCUUGUUGCUUUUAAUUCUAUAGGAAGUACACACAUAAUUCUCCAUAAUGUACUAUUUGCAGCAUUUUUGCAGUUUUGCAAACCAGAGGAAGGCAAAAAUACUCUGCAACUAAAAGCCCAAUAUGAAAUUGGCCAAAUCAACACUUUAUACAUUUGUCUUUUAGUAUUAAUCGUGUGCUUCUACUUGUGGAGAAUGGUACAAGAUGGAGGGAAAACAAAUGUUCAAACACAGUAAUUAAAUCUACCUCCUCUCCUGUUUUCCACUACUUGCCUUAGCUUUGAUGCAACCAAACAUCUGCAGUCUAUAAAAAUAGAGUGCAGUUGUUCAUGAAGAGUCCAUGGGAAGAGGGCAAGAGAGAAGACAAUUGCAGUGAACAGCAAUUUGGUGCUAGUCUGUACGUGUAAAAGCUUAACUGCUUCUGUUACAUUUCUCCUUUCUGUAUGCAUUUGAACGCUGUAUACUUCUGUAUUCUGAAAUUCAUGUUUGUUGCAUGAUUUUGUAAGCCAAAAUACCAUAUCUAAAUCACUAGUUAAUGUUAUGCCAAAAACUGUACUUUGAAUUAUAGCUUUAAUAUUUUAAUCAAGCAUUUGAUUUAUUUUUGAAUGGAAUAAUUGGCUCCUCCCAGAAACAUUUUCCUGGUGAUGUAACACAAAAGAUUUAUUGUGAUGGUAACACCCAGAGUAUGAAAAUGUAUGUUUUACAUAGCCAACAAUUUCUUAAAUAUUAAAAAUCUGCAUUACAAGCCAGAUCUGGCCUGGCUGCUAGUCAUCCCCUGGAAAGCAACAAGACAAGCAAAGGCAGCAAAGGAGGAGGAUCUGGUUCUGUGCUGUAGAAGUAUCUCAUUCUCAGAUGGGACUGUAUAGAUGGUAUUGAGAAGAUGGGGUGGAGAACUAUGAGGAAACUUGGUUUGUCUGGCAUUGGGCCCAAGCUGAAAUUAAAUCCAUCUGAGAGUGUGUUCAUUUUCACUUUGUAACCUAAUAACUCAAUGGGACUGAUGGGGAAAAAUAAAGACUGCAUGUUGGUUU